Molecule: messenger RNA, 7968 nt
Organism: Clarias gariepinus (North African catfish)
Lineage: Eukaryota; Metazoa; Chordata; Actinopteri; Siluriformes; Clariidae
Gene: rims1b
Product: regulating synaptic membrane exocytosis 1b
Exons: 33
Coding region: 35-4678 (1547 amino acids)
Biological process (GO): regulation of synaptic plasticity; calcium ion-regulated exocytosis of neurotransmitter; regulation of membrane potential
Cellular component (GO): cytoskeleton of presynaptic active zone; presynaptic membrane
Molecular function (GO): small GTPase binding; transmembrane transporter binding
Source: RefSeq, a predicted model, not a curated record
GAGGGUAGUAGUGAGGGAGGGCGGCGGAAGGAACAUGGCCGCGUCGGUAGGGCCCCAGGGUGGCCCGCGGGCUUCCGUUCCGGCUCCUAUGCCUGACAUACCGGACUUGAGCCACCUCACAGAGGAGGAAAGGAAAAUAAUCCUGGCGGUGAUGGCGCGCCAGAAGGAGGAAGAGGAGAAGGAGCAAGCCAUGUUGAAGACGCUUCAUCAGCAAUUCUCGAGCUAUAAGGAGCAGGUAAGGCGGAUCGGGGCAGAGAACAAACGACAACAGUCCAUCCACAAGGACGAUGCCCCGACCUGCGGGAUCUGCCGCAAGACCAAGUUUGCCGACGGCUGCGGGCACCUCUGCUCCUACUGCCAGACCAAGUUCUGCGCCCGCUGUGGUGGAAGAGUGUCUCUACGCUCCAACAAUGAGGAUAAAGUGUGUCUCAUAGUGAAGGACAGGGUGAUGUGGGUGUGCAACCUGUGCAGGAAGCAGCAAGAGAUUCUUACUAAAUCUGGAGAAUGGUUCUCACCAGGGCCAAGAGGCAGGCCUCUGAGCUUGCCCGGCCCUGAGGUCGACCGGGACGGGAAGCUGCGUUCCAGGUCGCAGGUUACAUCCGGAGUUAACCACGGAAGUGUUAACGAUCUCCAGCCAGUCACUGACCGGACCAAGGGAGUAGACACCAUGCCAGCCUCACGAGCAAGGAGCGAACCCCCACGAGAGAAGAAGAGGCCAGUGUCCCUACAUGAGCAGAAUGGCAAGGUCAUUAUCAGAGGUGAGAGGAGAGUGGGACCUGGAAGGCAGUUGAGCCAGGCUUCAGAAGAUCGAGCUCCAGGCGAAAGGAGAGAGAGCAGACGUCUUGAGAAAGGCCAUUCGCAAGAAUACGACCACCCUGGCGACACUUCCCACCCCGACCAGCGGCGGAAAAAAGAAGAAGAGGAACGGGAGCGGGAGAGGCAGCGUCGAGAAGAGGAAUACCAAAAUCGCUAUUGUAGCGAUCCCAACCUGGCCCGCUACCCUGUCAAACCUCAGAAAGAAGAACAAGAGAUGCGCAUGCAUGCCAAAGUCUCCAAAAUGCGACAAGAACGCCACCACAGCGACAUGGCCAUCAACGAAGUAGGCCUGGCUCAAGAUGGUUGUGAGACUCCAGGCAGUCGGCUAAGCAGGAGGUCAGGAGGCAAUGAAAACCGCAAGGCAAUCUUGGAAAACCACCGGGCGUACUCUGUGGACAGGACCGCGGGGGGUAGUGCUGGUGGGGGGCCUGUACCCCUUCAAAAACAGGGUCACAGUGGUUCUCACAUGAGCCCCGGGGGCUCCCAAGACCUCAGGGAUGGACAGGAUCGUGGCCACAAAGGUUACUUGGAGCCUGGCUCAGCAGCGUUAUUACACAAGACCAAGCGCGAGAAAGCUGCCGAAAGUUUCCGGAAAGAUUCUUCACUGAGUUCAGACCAGUCGGAGUGUCUCCGACCACCUCCUCCCCGUGGUUACAGGCCCAAACGAGGCCUCAAUAAGAGGCAGAUGUCCAUUAGCAGUUCAGAAGAGGAAGGAGGGUCUACACCCGAGUAUACCAGCUGUGAAGAUGUGGAGAGCAUAAGCGAAAAAGGUGACUGGGAUUGCCAUCCUUUCGACCCCACUGUAUUGCACCAUCCUGUCACGUGGCAGCCAUCAAAAGACGGAGAUCAGUUGAUUGGCCGCAUCACUCUGAGCAAGCGCUCCGCUGUGCCUCAAGAAGCUGGCUCUUUGCUCGGGCUGAAGGUGGUUGGUGGGAAGAUGACAGAGACUGGAAGGCUUGGAGCGUUUAUCACCAAAGUAAAGAAAGGAAGUCUAGCAGAUGUUGUAGGCCACUUACGAGCAGGUGAUGAGGUGCUGCAGUGGAACGGAAAGGCAUUGCCUGGAGCAACCAAGAAAGAGGUGUACAACAUCAUUUUAGAGUCGCAGUCUGCACCUCAAGUGGAAAUAGUUGUUUCAAGGCCAAUCAGAGAAACACCGAGAAUUCCAGAGAGAUCACAUCCUCCUCUUGAAUCCACUGGUUCCAGUUCUAUAGAUGAGUCUCACAAGGUGGACCGUCCCUCCAUCUCCGUCAUGUCCCCCACCAGUCCGGGAAUGUUGAGAGACCUGCCUCAGGACCUACCAGGCCAGCUUUCAGUAAAACUGUGGUAUGACAAAGUGGGCCAUCAGCUUAUCGUCAACGUAUUACAAGCCAUAGACCUACCCUCUCGUCCAGACGGUCGGCCACGCAACGCUUACGUCAAAAUGUACUUCCUUCCUGAUCGGAGUGACAAGAGCAAGAGGAGGACGAAGACGGUAAAGAAGAGCUUGGAGCCAAGGUGGAACCAGACGUUCCUUUACUCGCACGUGCACCGCAGGGACUUCCGAGAGCGCAUGCUGGAGAUCACCGUGUGGGACCAGCCAAGAGCGCAGGAAGAGGAGAGCGAUUUCCUUGGAGAGAUCUUGAUCGAGCUCGAAACGGCGCUGUUGGACGAUCAGCCCCACUGGUACAAGCUGCAAACCCACGACGUGUCCUCUCUCCCUCUACCCCAACCCUCCCCAUACCUCCCCCGCAGACACGUCCACACCGACAGCCCCAGCAAGAAGUUACAGAGAUCUCAUCGCAUCAUUGAGACUGAUUAUGAUGAUGCAAUUACGGUAGUGUCCUCAGCAGCAGAAAGGAACUCCCGAGAGAAGGAGAGGGGCAGCACUCUGACGGUUCCUGAGAGGCAAGCAACCAUUCAGCAUCGCUCUCGCUCCGUCUCCCCACACAGAGAGGACCAGUAUAAAGGGCGUUCACGCCACACCCAUGUCCCCAUGCAGAGGAGUCUGGACGAAAUCCGUCAGAAACGGCAUCAUUCCCAGUCGCCCACUCAAUACUAUAAUCCGCAGCAGGAGCACCGAUCCGGAGACUCUGACUAUGAUUACUCAGAGGACAGUGAGGUCCUGGAGAUGCACAGAUCAAUCCGGGGUGGAAGCGCUGAGUGCCUGCACACUAACAGUGAUCUUCAGCCAGCACUGGAUCGGGUGCGAAGUGCCAGUACGACCUGUUUGAGGCCUGAAAGCAGUUUCCGCUCCCCUGACAGAGAAAGGCUGUCAGGCAGUUUGGACAGGCCUGUGUGCGCAAAAACUAACAAGAAAUCCAUUGAUGGUGACAGGAUCCAGCCCACCUCCAUCCUGCGGGGCAGCAGGUGGAGGACAAAUGGCCCAAUCCAGCCCUUUGGGCACCCCAGCCAGGACAGAGCGCACCUUCAUGUUGGACGUAACUCCCCUACAGAGUCUCCCUUAUCAGUGCGCAGAGGAAGACAGCUCCCACAACUCCCUGCUAAGAGCAGCAGUAUAGAGCAAGCUCUGGCGGUAGAUGACCGGGCUCGACAGUUGAGUCAAAUCCGGGUUCCGUCAUAUCGGCCAGGUUCGUCCGCCAGCUCAGGCCACGAACAAGACACGGAUCUGAAGAACAAGAGAGAUAUGUAUAAGCGGAGCUGCGAUAACAUGUCGGCGAGGUCGUCGGACAGUGACGUGAGCGACGUGUCGGCCAUCUCCCGAGCCAGCAGUGCCUCCCGUCUGAGCAGCGCUAGCUACAUGUCUGUCCAAUCAGAGAGGCCACAUGGACGGUUCAGGUCAAAGUCACUUGAAAAUUGCAAAGGGGAGGAGAAAAGGGAAAGAAGGAUCUCAUGGGGGGUGAGCGGACCCGAGCAGAGGAGGAGCUUGGGAAAGAGGCGCUUCUCAGAGGAACUGAAACACCGGCGCCACACUGUGGCUGGAGAUGUCAGUAGGCAGGUUCGGGCCUCAGUGGGCCGCUGCAUGUUAAAGAGCACGAGUGUGAGCGGGGAAAUCAACACGCCAGAGCGGACAGACGGCAGCCAGUCGGACACGGCGCUUGGCACAGUGGGCAGCAACAGCAGCAAGAAGCGUCGUUCCAGCCUCAAUGCCCGUUUUGUAGCCAUCGUGGGCAACAGGCGCAGCCGCAGCACCUCUCAGAUCGGCCAGACAGAAUCUUCCAAUAAAAAGGCAAAGGGGAGUGGGACAAUACAGCGGAGUCAGGAGACAGGCAUGGCCGUCGAGCUGCAGCGCAACAUGAGUCGACAGCCGAGCCGUGAGUCCAACAACGGCAGCAUGGCCAGCUACAACUCAGAGGGAAGUCCGAUCUUCCCAGCCGUGAGGGUGGAGACUCAGUUCAGUGACUUUCUGGACGGACUGGGUCCUGCCCAACUUGUGGGCCGACAAACUCUGGCCACUCCUGCUAUUGGAGACAUCCAGAUUGGCAUGGUGAACAAGAAAGGUAAGCUGGAGGUGGAGGUGAUCCGAGCACGUGGCCUCAUCCAAAAACCAGGAUCCAAAUCCCUCCCAGCUCCUUAUGUAAAGGUGUACCUGCUAGAAAACGGGGCAUAUGUGGCCAAGAAGAAAACGAAAAUUGCACGGAAAACGUUGGACCCGCUGUACCAGCAGACCCUGCAGUUUGAAGAGAGCCCCCAGGGGAAAGUGUUACAGGUCAUCGUCUGGGGAGAUUAUGGACGAAUGGACCACAAAUCCUUCAUGGGAGUAGCACAAAUUCUAUUGGAGGAGCUGGACCUGGCCAGCAACGUGAUUGGCUGGUACAAACUGUUUCCACCGUCUUCUUUAGUAGACCCCACGCUAGCUUCGCUGACUAGACGAGCUUCCCAGACGUCUCUGGACAGUUCUUCAGGACCUGGGGUUCGAUCCUAGUGCACUAACUUACAAAGCACACCCCACACUCUCCACUACAGAAAAUCAACUGUGGACAUGACAGGACCACAAUAAGAGGCAGAGCGGGAAAAAAAAUGCGAUGAACAAAAGACGAAAAAUGACAAUCACUCCUGUCGAUUACGUUGGGGUUUGUAUUGUUUCUUUUUGUUUUUCCCCCCUCUGUUGUGCGUCUCCGCGAAAUAAGGCCUCUAUAUUCUGCCGAUUCUGUUUGUCCGUGACAAACCGUUAAAUUAAUCGCAGCGCCGGAGCUGCAGUAAAGUUCAAAAGUAAGCAGGGUGAUUUUCAAAUGUUAUUCAAUAUUUAACAGAGCAGCAGAAUGUAUCGAUCUAGAAACACAAUGCGACCUCCGACCAAGAGAUUGUGGCGUCUCGAAAGAGACUCCUGUAUAGGCGAGCAUUGAAAGUCAAAAGGUUAUGAUGGUGAAAGGAGCAAGGCCAUUCCAAAAAGGGAUGAUUUGGUGCCUAAACAUCAAGAACCCAGAGCUACGGUCCGAUAUCCGUAGAACGUCAUUGUUCCAACAGAGGCUACGUUCUCCUCAAUGUUUCCUCUUCGUUUAUUCUUUCUUUCAGCUAAUUUCUUUUUAGUACCUCUAACACUCAAGUUAUGAGGUUUGUGUUGUCUACAAAAGUACAGUGUGCAUGGUGACGAUGCUGAGAAUGAGAAAACAAAAAAAAAAACAGGACUUGAGAAAAUGUGUUCCCUAAAAACAUUUCCAACACUUGAUUUCGCUUUCUCAUGCGUAUACUUUCUAUUUACGCAGAACAGUUUUCCAUACGCUUUCACACCGUGAACCCUUCCUGAUGGUCUAUGAGUGUAUGAUGAUGAUGAUGAUACAGUUACAGACUUUUAAAACGCCACAUUGACCAAAGACUCACAGUUCUAAACAUCAAGAGGACCAAAAAGGCGUAUUUGCGAUUCACAAGAAGGAAAUCACCAAAAAAACAACAACAAAAAAAAAUAGUUCAAAUAAUAAGUUAACAUGGCUAAUAGAAAAGGGAAAGUAGUGAGGACCAGCACAAUUUUAAUGGUUUUGUUGAUAAUAAAUGGUCACCACUGGCUUUCAUUUCUGUCAGCAAUGUUGCAAUCUUUGUUUUUUAUUAUUAUUUCAUUACUAAAGAGCUUCUUUAUCGUCAUCUUUAGACUGAAAGCACCAUUCUUCCAGCAAAAGAGUAUUGCUGCCAUUUACACCUUGCAUUAGCGUUUCAACUAUUUUGUUUCCCCAUUUAAAAUGCAAAUAACAGCUAGCUGUUGGGUCAGUAGAUAAGGCUUUGGGGUACCAAGCUACUGUACGACUGAGCAAGAUACUCAACCUUCAAUGCAUUGAUUGUAUUCGGCAUCAAGUGUACAUCACCAAGCCGAGCGUGCAAAGGUACCAAUGACCUAGCUGUCACUAUGAGAGUUCUUGUAACGACUGAAAUGAGUUUUGUGGUAUCCCUCUAGCACAUGAGAUAUUUGGGUUAUGCCAAUUUGCCCAAAAAAAAAACAUCUGACAAAUUGGGUAAUAACACAACCUGACACCAAUUACUGCAAAACACCACAAGAGGAAGAUCUUGAGUUCUUAUGCGAGAAUUUUUGUUCAAGUGCCUAUAAAAUGGCUUGAUUUGAUUACGUUGAAGUUUUGUCAAAUGGCUUGAUUGAAUCCAACAGCAAACAAAUCACACUUAAUCUAACUCAAUAGCAGAUUAACAAACCGGCUAAACAUGCAGCCAAGUGUUUAAAGGAAAUUUUCAGAUAUGUGAAACGUUUCGCUGCCAUUUAGCUCGUUGCAAUAUUGUAGAAAAAUGAGUGCACACACAUGCACGCACGCACAUAUACAGACUCCAAACAUAUUUCUAUCACAUAAUAGACAGAUGUUGUACAACUAAUAAAAACUACAGAAAUAAUGCUAAUUAAAAAAAAUAAACCCAGGACAUACAAAAUCUGGACUGGAUGCCAAUUGAACGAGCACAUGAUGAGUCAUAUCAACAUUUUCACCAAAUGAUAAGCAAGCAAAUUAAAGUGAAAUUAUUACUUUUUUUCCUUGUAGUCAAUACUAUAUGUUGGCUAAUUUGAGUUUGCAAUUUCAAAAAACUUGUACAAAAAAAUCGAAGGCAUCAUUUUUGUGAUUUUGCUUUAACAGUCACUUUGAGGUGCAUUGACAAGUUGCACAGUACAGGCAAUUACAGUUUGAGUGGCAUUACAAUACAAUUGAAAAAGAGAGAUUAUCUGUUUUCAGCCGGCUCUGGGAUUGAGAUCGUCCAAUUUUUUGUAGGAGAGCGAGCAUCAGAUUUUUUCUCCAGAAGCCUAAGCCACAAUCAUAUUUUGACAGCAGUAGCUGCUAACACCAGGGAUGCAUCAGAUCGAGUAUAUUUUUGGUACUCGUCAACACCAAAUCUUAUAACAAAAUUUUUAAACAACUUAGUAAUUCAGCAAUCAGGGUUUAAUGGUACAUUUUACUGCUCAAGCAAUGAACUUAUGCUGGGGUAAGUCAAACCGGGACUUUUAAUCAUGCAAAAGUUCGAAGGAAUGACUGCCCAUUUAUUGAUAUACAGCGAGGGGAAUUUAAUCCUUUCCAGAGGCGAGUUCUUAAGGUGGGAAUUCGUAUUGCAGAACGCAUUUUCCCAUAAAAAGUAAUGCAAAUCAAGUUUGACUUGAAUGCCACUUUUUUUUUAUUAUUAUUUCACCAUGUAAACAUACUCAAGAUGAACAUGCUUUAUUAAACAUAUAUAUAGAGAUAUUUUAUUUAAAGACUUGUGUUAUGGAAGGCCUUAAUUAUAUCUCUUCACUUUUUUUGUAUAAACAUCGACAACAAUUGUGAUAUAUGUCUGUUUUAGUCACACAUUAUCACGUAGUAUCAGAUGUCGGUUUUUGGCAAAUAAAUACCUGUAUACUGAUAUUCCUGUCAGUAUCGAUGCAUCCCUGGCAAACAGAAUUAUCGUUCUCUCAUUAAAAAAAAAUGUUAAAGCAAGGUAUAAAUGGGGCCUUUUGUUUAGAAGUGGGGGUUGUUUACAUAUACGGUUACAUAGGACACAAUAUUAUAUCAAAUUACAUAUUAUUUAUUUUAUCUCCAGAAAUCUACGACCAGACUGGGUGAAUUUUUUAAGAUGGUGUAUUAUGUAACACAUCAUAUUCUAGCAUAUUUUUUCCAUUUCCAUGCGCAUGGAAUUGGGUAUUUUUUCAAUGCUUUUUUUGUUUUGUUUUGCAGCUUAAAUGCAAGCACAAGAACAAUGAUGUUACAAUAUAGGAAGAAAAGACAAAAAAUAGGGAAAUAUUUGUAUUUUGUUCAUAUA